Penicillium lagena is the source of this 1185-nucleotide messenger RNA. Its product is annotated as uridine-cytidine N-ribohydrolase. The transcript has 4 exons. Lineage: Eukaryota; Fungi; Ascomycota; Eurotiomycetes; Eurotiales; Aspergillaceae. Gene Ontology annotation, biological process: purine nucleoside catabolic process. Bases 1 to 1185 code for a protein of 394 amino acids. The record is from RefSeq and is a predicted model, not a curated record. Gene Ontology annotation, molecular function: purine nucleosidase activity. Gene Ontology annotation, cellular component: cytosol.
AUGACUCCGAUUCCCCUGUGGCUGGACUGUGAUCCCGGCCACGAUGAUGCCUUCGCCAUCCUAAUUGCAGCCCAUCACCCGUCCCUCAAUCUCCUGGGCAUCACCACGAUCCAUGGAAACGCAUCUCUAGAGAAGACAACUGCCAAUACAGGCAGUAUUCUCGAAGCAAUCGGCAAGCCGGAGAUCCCAAUAUACCCAGGGAGCCACAAGCCCUUCUGCCGCCCAGCCCUUCAUGCUCCCGAUAUCCACGGCGAAUCCGGCUUGGAUGGGUCGGAUCUCCUGCCCAAAGCAUCUAGGCCGCCUGUUACAGAUAAGAACCCGAUUCUGGCGAUGCGAGAUGCGCUCCUUGCCCAGCCAAAGGGGACACCCUGGGUGGUUGCCACUGGAACCCUCACCAAUGUGGCUUUGUUGUUUGCAACAUUCCCCGAAGUGGCAGAGCAUAUUCAAGGUCUGAGCAUCAUGGGAGGUGCCAUUGGCAACGGAUUCACAGCUGCGCCUAUGAGCAGACUCCCGGGCGAGAAGUCCAGAGUCGGAAACGUGACGCCCUGGGCCGAGUUCAAUCUUUACGUAUGUUAUAGCAUCCACUCUACGCAGGUUGGCACGAACCGAAAAAAUAACCGGUCCCAUUCAUUAUUCCAGUGCGACCCAGAGUCCUCCGCGUCCAUCUUCAGCAAUGCGGUUCUUGCUCCAAAAACCACCAUCAUCACACUGGAUCUCACCCACCAAGUGCUCGCCUCUCAGGAAGUGCAAACGCGCAUCUUGCAUGGCUCCAAUGACCCAUCGACGACACCGACAGUUCUCCGUCAAAUUCUACAUGCGCUGCUGACCUUUUUCGCGGCGACGUACGAGAAGGUGUUUGGUCUUAAUACCGGGCCUCCAUUGCACGACCCCCUCGCUGUAGCGGUGAUUCUAUCGACCUUGAACCCGGCUUUUACCAAAUCCCACCCCGGGCCAGUUCUCACGUUCGAUGAUAAAGGUGGAGAGCGAUUUGCUGUUAAUAUUGUCACGGAUGGACGCCAUGGUCCUGAGGUGUCGAUGACGGGACAGCUGGGACGCUCGCUUGCGGCACCAAUUCAAGCACCUGGUGUGGCGAUUCCCAGGGGUGUUGAUCUGGAUGCAUUUUGGGGCAUGAUUUUACAAUGCGUCCAGUUGGCGGAUGAUUGCAAUGCAGCUCGUGCAAGAUAG